AUGAAGAAAUGUAUUCCAUGGCUAGCAGGCCUUUUGUGUGGGCAGGUCCUGGCUGCGCCACCUCAAGUUGUCUUGAAUGCAGCUCCGAAUAGACCCGAUCGAAAACUUCAUGGACGUUUCCUGCACAUCACCGAUAUUCAUCCCGACCCAUACUAUGUAGAGGGGACUUCUCAGUCGUCUCAAUGCCAUCGAAAGGAGUCAGGCAAGGAUCAGCAGGCAGGAUAUUAUGGGACACCCUUCGGCAUCUGCGACUCGCCUUGGACAUUAACGAAUUUCACGUUCGAGCAUCUAGAGGAGCAUUGGAGCUCUGAGAUAGACUUUGUUAUAUGGACCGGUGAUAAUGCUAGACAUGACGAAGAUCACGAGAUCCCUCGACCACUUGACGAGAUAUUCGCUGUCAAUCGCGCCGUUGCGAAAAAAAUGGAAGAUGUAUUCCUCAGGAAGGGAAUACCAGUAGUGCCAAGUUUGGGAAAUAAUGAUGUUUGGCAGUCGUCGUUGGCCUUGGCAGCACACGCGAGUGGUUUCUAUCUCAACGAUGCCUUUGUCUUUCUAACAUCCACUACUACAGAAUACUUUAUCUCCAGCAUAUGGGAUGUAUUUAUUCCAUCAGCCUCCAAGACCUCUUUCCGAAAAGGCGCAUAUUAUGCAAUAGAAGUGAUACCCGAUGCACUUGCGGCGAUUAGUCUGAGCACAAUGUAUUUCUAUCGUGAUAACAAAGAAUUGACAGCUGUGAGAGGGUGUCCAGUCGGUGAUGCCAGUGACCCCGGUAAUUUACAAUUUGACUGGCUGGAAGGGCAGCUUGAAAUGUUUCGGGCUCGGCAGAUGCAGGUGUGGGUUACUGGACAUAUUCCCCCGUCUGACUACCAUUACCAUCCCGAGUGUUACUACCGAUACGCGGAGCUGAGCCUGAGAUAUCAAGAUGUUAUUUUGGGCAGUUUAUUUGGUCACUUGAACGUCGAUCAUUUCUACUUUGUCGAGGCCGCUGAUCUCAAUGUCAGCCUUGAAGAAGACAGGAUGCCGUCCCAUAGUUUCGAGGGCACAAUCUUUGAAGCAUUGAUGGCCGACUUUGAAGCGCUUGUGAAGAAAUCAAAGCAUUUGAAUUAUGACGACUAUGCAGUAGUCAACGUCAGCCCGUCGUUGGUGCCCAAUCCUUAUUUGCCCAGCUUCAGAGUGUUCAGCUAUAACAUCUCGGGACUGGAAUCGACGACUGUGGGUGCCGUCGGUGAGGACGGAUAUCUCCUGAUGACAAAGAAGGAUCGAGCCUCCCGAUGGAAGCAUUUACCGUAUCGUCAUGGUAACGAUGGGAAUGAUAAAUACCAAUGCAUGGAUGCGGGAUAUCGGGACUCGUGGAGGUGCAAGCUUCGUCCCUGGCGUUCUGACAGCCACGCUCCGUCACGGCAAAAUACGUUGUGGACACCUCUGGGAUAUGCGCAGUAUUAUAUACCUCAACUUGAGGGAUAUGGCGAGAAAGAUGAACCAAAGUUCAAGCUGGAAUACUUGACGUUCCCGAUUUCAAAGCUGUACAUGGCGGAUGGACCCGUUCCGCUGAGAAACUUGCCCAAGUCGCUCCGCGAAGCAGGGAUAACGAAAUCGGAGCUUGCGCCGUAUGGACUAGGUGAUCUUACGAUUCCGUCUUGGCUAGAUCUAGCCUGCAAGCUGGGGAAGCCGCGGGAGAAAAAGCUCCGAAAGCAGUUCAGGAAGUAUAUGUAUAUGGGAGGUGAAAAUAUUUAA
This is a messenger RNA of Suillus subalutaceus, 1731 nucleotides long. Its product is annotated as Metallo-dependent phosphatase-like protein. Gene Ontology annotation, cellular component: fungal-type vacuole. Gene Ontology annotation, biological process: polyphosphate catabolic process. NCBI's taxonomy places the organism in Eukaryota, Fungi, Basidiomycota, Agaricomycetes, Boletales, Suillaceae. The record is from RefSeq and is a predicted model, not a curated record. Gene Ontology annotation, molecular function: exopolyphosphatase activity; endopolyphosphatase activity. The transcript is spliced from 14 exons. Bases 1 to 1731 code for a protein of 576 amino acids.